This is a messenger RNA of Synchiropus splendidus (mandarinfish), 1644 nucleotides long. RefSeq names its product 5-hydroxytryptamine receptor-like. NCBI's taxonomy places the organism in Eukaryota, Metazoa, Chordata, Actinopteri, Syngnathiformes, Callionymidae. Bases 1 to 1644 code for a protein of 547 amino acids. The record is from RefSeq and is a predicted model, not a curated record. Gene Ontology annotation, biological process: G protein-coupled receptor signaling pathway. Gene Ontology annotation, molecular function: G protein-coupled receptor activity. Gene Ontology annotation, cellular component: membrane. The transcript has 3 exons.
AUGGAGAGUGCUCACAUCCUCCACAUAGAAAUGACAGUGUUGGAGAAGCAACAGAACAUGCAGGAUAUAUCCACCAUCCACCAUGGAUGGGUUCGAAGGUUCACGGCCAGAUCAUGGGUGGUGGCCGAAGCUUGGCCCAUGAUGUGCCAACCAAACAGCAGCAGCUCUAGUGAAAAUUCAGGUCCGGGGACUCAGCGUGAACAUGGCAGCCCUUUGAGUUUGGAAAUGAAAAGCGACCUGUCAGCCACAUUUGGGAACCACAGCAUCUGGGACCAAUACAUUGAUGUAGGAUUUGUGACGGCCAACAGCUUGAUCUUGGGGAUCACGUCGGUCGUCGGCGUCGCAGCAAAUUUGUUCGUCAUCCUGGCAGUCUACUACCAAAAAUCCCUGCGGACGUGGAACAAUGCUCUGGUUGUGAACCUGGCCACGAUAGAUAUUCUCAGAUGUCUGGUCGACUGUCCGGUUCUUUUCACAAUUGUUCUGUUUGUGCACCAGCAGAGGCGUUUGGACCAGCUCAUCUGUGACGCCCAAAUCGUCUCCUUCUCCUUCAGCUGCUGCGUCCAACUGUUAACUCUGGCCUGCAUCAGCGCUGAGAGGUACCAAGCCAUCGCGCAGCCUUUCAAAACUGUGCAGAGACGCCGCAGGAUUAUCGUGUUGAUUCCUCUCACAUGGAUCUUAGCUGUCCUGCUGGCGCUGUCUUCCGUGAUGUUUCUCAAAGACUCUCCUGUUCAUGUGUAUUGCAGAUCCCCACAGGGAGAGGCGUCCUCUUAUGAUACAUUUGGACUUUACACACUUUUCCCUCUGUGGGCGGCCUGCUUUGCCGUCAUUAUCGGAUUCUACACUCGGAUAUUUACCCAUGUGCGAGCACACAAUCGGAAGAUAUUUGACCAGGGGACUGUCCCUGUGUCUGAGAAGAUAUCAGUGCCACAAGAAGAGAAAAACCAAAUGCCACUGGAACUGGUGGAGUUGGAGACAAAAGACGGGUCAAAGAAGGAUUCUGUUGCCUUGCAAGAACCGGAACUUGUACAGAACUGUGCGACAGAGAAGAGAAACCAGAUGGAAACAAAAUCGCCUGAAGGUUCCGGUGAGAACCCAGUGAAAUCUGAGCAGAGUGACAGCGCCACUGAGGGCAAACCGUCCACGGUGGAAGCAAGUGUUGCAAGCUCAAAACCACAGGCAGUGAAAAUCCACAGUGAUUUGGUCAAAACAUGUCCUCUUUCCCUCAUUAAUGGAGGAGAGGCCUUGGCUGUUGCUGCGCUCGAUCCUGGUCUGACUCAAACUGAAGCGACUACAACGGAAGCACAAGUCCUCGGGGCGGUGUGUAUGAUGCCGGCGAAGUCCAGCCGGGAACGAGCAACCAAGAGGAAGGAGAGCAACUUAGCCAAACGUGCCGGCUACAUCAUCCUGACCUUCCUCUUGUUCUGGCUGCCGUUGAUCACCACCAUCCUGCUCAAUUUUGCCGUUCACGAAAACAAAUAUACAGUGAUGACGCUGGAUCUGAAUGUGGAGAUCCUGUCUGUGUCCAUCGCCUGCAUCACUUCACUCAGUGACCCCAUCAUAUAUGCAGCACUAAAUCCUCAGUUCAGGACUGAGUUCCAUCGGCUCAAGAGGAGAGUGCGAUCCCUAUUUACCAAGGAAUCUUGA